Molecule: messenger RNA, 2872 nt
Organism: Eubalaena glacialis (North Atlantic right whale)
Lineage: Eukaryota; Metazoa; Chordata; Mammalia; Artiodactyla; Balaenidae
Gene: GCC1
Product: GRIP and coiled-coil domain containing 1
Exons: 2
Coding region: 363-2690 (775 amino acids)
Cellular component (GO): Golgi apparatus
Source: RefSeq, a predicted model, not a curated record
GGAAUGGGGCUACGCUCAGCUUAAAGCUUUGGCCCGUCGUGAGUCCGGGGCCGGCCGGUGCUGCUGUGGCCCGCGCGAGCGGGGAGCGCGGAGCGGCUUUUGGGACACUGCGGGCGAGCCCUGGCAGUGUGCUCCUCUCGUGCCAGCGUCGCCCCGCCUCUAGGAUAGGACCCGCCCCUGCCCUCCUGCCUGGGACCUGGCGGGCGCUUCUGCCAGGCUGCCCUGCUGCCUUGCAUCCGGUCUCGAAUAGCUGUGAGGAGCGGAUGUAAGGCCUUAGGGACAACUCUCUCCCCGCCAGCGUCUUCGUGACCCUCUCCCAGGCUGUCCGAACACUGACGUGGAACAACCCGUUCUGAACCCUCAUGGAGAAGUUUGGGAUGAAUUUCGGGGGCGGCCCAAGCAAGAAGGACCUGCUGGAGACCAUUGAGACCCAGAAGAAGCAGCUCCUCCAGUACCAGGCACGUCUCAAGGAUGUAGUCCGCGCCUAUAAAAGUCUGCUGAAAGAGAAAGAGGCGCUGGAGGCCAGCAUUAAGGUGCUGUCGGUAUCCCACGAAGCGGAUGUGGGCCUUGCAGGUGUCCAGCCUCAAGGCCUCACCUUUCCUGACUCUGUGGAUGACCGAUGCUCCACUCACAGCGAGGAUAGCACUGGGACCGCCACCAGCUUAGAUACUGCGGCCAGUCUCACCAGCACCAAGGGUGAGUUUGGGGUAGAAGAUGACAGACUGGCCCGUGGACCACCACCUCUAAAGUGCGAAGAGGCCAGUGGAUCGGAGAGCGGCGUUAGCAGUAGUAGUGGGGAUGGACCAUCUGGGAGUGGGGAGGUGGACAAACGACUGCACCAGCUGAAGACUCAGUUGGCGACUUUGACCAGCUCUUUGGCUACAGUCACCCAGGAGAAGUCCCGCAUGGAAGCUUCUUACCUGGCUGAUAAAAAGAAGAUGAAACAGGACUUAGAUAAUGCCAGUAAAAAAGCAGAGGAGGAGAGGGGCCGGCUGGAGGGAGAAUUGAAGGGGCUGCAGGAGCAGAUAGCAGAAACCAAAGCCCGACUUAUCACGCAGCAGCACGAUCGGGCCCAAGAGCAGAGUGACCAUGCCUUGAUGCUGCGUGAGCUUCAGAAGCUGCUGCAGGAGGAGAGGACCCAGCGCCAGGACUUGGAGCUUCGAUUGGAAGAGACCCGAGAAGCUCUGGCUGGGCGGGCCUAUGCAGCCGGUCAGAUGGAAGGGUUUGAACUGCAAACCAAGCAGCUGACCCGUGAGGUAGAGGAGCUGAAAGGUGAGCUGCAGGGUCUUCGAGAUGAGAAGAAUCGGCCUGACCCCCGGCUGCAGGAGCUUCAGGAAGAGGCCGCCUGCCUUAAAAGCCAUUUCCAGGCUCAGCUGCAGCAGGAAAUGAGGAAGACAGCCCUCGCCGAAGAUCAGCUACGACAGCAAUCGCAGUUGGAAGAGCAGAGGGUGGCGGCCCUGGAGAAUCAAAUAUCUGAGGUGUCGGAACUGCUGGGCACCUAUGAGAAAGCCAAGCAGAAGGACCAGCUGGCCAUCCAGAAGCUGAAGGAGCGCAUUCUUCAGCUGGACCUGGAGAACAAGACACUGGCGCUAGCGGCCUCUAGCCGGUCCCCUCUGGACAGCCAUGGAGAGGAGUCCAGUCUGGAUGUCAAUGUCCUGAAGGACAAGAUGGAGAAGCUGAAGAGGCUGCUGCAGGUUGCGGCCAGGAAGAGCCAGGUGACCUUGGACGUGGAGAAGCUCUGCAACCUGGAGAUAAUGCCCAGCUCAGAGGCUGCCGACGGGGAGAAGGCCAGCGUGCUCUACUACCAGCAGGAGCUGAAACAGCUGAAGGAGGAGUUUGAGCGGUACAAGAUGCGGGCCCAGGUCGUCCUCAAGAGCAAGAACGUCAAAGACGGGAACCUGGGCAAGGAGCUGGAGGAAGCCCGGGAGCAGCUGGCGGAGCUGAAGGAGAAGUACAUCUCGCUGCGGCUGUCCUGCGAGGAGCUCGAAUGCCAGCACCAGCAGGAGGCUGAGGGCUGGAAGCAGGAGCUGGCCCGGCUGCAGCACAUCCACAGGCAGGAGCUGGAGCGGAGCCAGCUGGACUUCAGGGACCGCGCGCUGAAACUGGAGGAGGAGCUGCACAAGCAGCGGGACCGGGCCCUGGCCGUGCUGGCCGAGAAGGACCUGGAGCUGGAGCAGCUGCGUUCCGUGGCCUCGUCCUCUGGGCUGCCGGGACGCAGAAGCCCUGUGGGCAGUGUGGGCCCCGGGGAUCCGGCGGACACAUCUGCCCCGGACAGCCUGACCCAAGCCCUGCAACUGGCUGCGGCCAACGAGCCCACUUUCUUCCUUUAUGCCGAGCAGUUGGCCCGCAAGGACGUGGAGGUCACGUCCCUGAGGAAGCAGAAGCACAGGCUGGAGGGGGAGGUGCAUCAGCUGCAGGAUCGGCUGCUGGAGGAGGGGGAGCGGCAUCGGGAGGAGGUGGGGGCCCUGCAGAGCCACAUUGCAAAGAACAUCAGGGACCAGAGUCGGGAGGGAGCCAACCUGGAGUACCUCAAGAACAUCAUCUACCGCUUCCUGACCUUGCCGGACACCGUGGGCCGCCAGCAGACGCUCACUGCCAUCCUCACCAUCUUGCACUUCAGUCCAGAGGAGAAACAAGUGAUCAUGCGGCUCCCAGCCGGUGCUAGUUGGUGGCCUUCUGGCAAGAGAUGAUGCCCUUUUCACUAACUCCUCAAUUUUCUGUGCCUCUUCUGUGAGAAGGGGCAGGCUCUGGUUUCUCCUGCCUCUUCUCUUACAUUAUCAUUUCUUCACUGUGUUGACCUGGGAGGAAUCCUCAAUGUGGGUUGGGAUUUUCUGCCAAAUGCCAUUAAUGCCAUUUUAUCCUUGGGUCCUAG